Daldinia decipiens is the source of this 3588-nucleotide messenger RNA. Its product is annotated as ankyrin. The record is from RefSeq and is a predicted model, not a curated record. The transcript has 2 exons. NCBI's taxonomy places the organism in Eukaryota, Fungi, Ascomycota, Sordariomycetes, Xylariales, Hypoxylaceae. Gene Ontology annotation, molecular function: protein binding. The coding region runs from base 1 to 3588 and encodes 1195 amino acids.
AUGGCUAGUAAGGCACGCAAGAUUCCCUCAGGGGAUUGGGAGCGUCACAAGGAGAUUAUUCUGAGCCUCUACCUUACUUCUGAUCUCUCUGGGGAUGAAUUAGUUCAGACCAUGGCAAAGGAAUAUGGGUUCGCUGCUACUAUAUCGCAAUUCGAAGCCCAACUACGAGUUUGGAACGCUCGUAAGAAUCUAAAGAAAGACCAAUGGGAAGUGAUCUUGCCAAAGAUCGAUAAUCUAUCUUCUCGCGGUAUUCAAGCCAGGGUGAUGAUAGCAGGUCACCCUGUUCCAAUAGACAGAAUCAAUCGAGCCAGACGCUACUUCAAGGGUGACCACCGUCCUCGGAAGCGACGCCGAGUUGAAGAGGGCUUAGACCGGGCGACAAACAUUGCCGACGGAGGCGUUACCAUCGAAGUUCAGAGCUCCGACGGCAACUGGACUCCAUACAUAGAUGUAGCUGAUGAAGAUACUCCCUCCCAACAACAACCGUCAGGUAUCGACGAAACACUGGAGUCUGCUGAGCAGGAGUUUCAAGUCGAAAACUACUCUGCACAAGUUGUCCCAUGGCCCGACGCCAUCGAGUCCUUGGCAUCUCUGGAUACACUUCCGGAUAUACUUCCGGAUAUACUUCCGGAUAUACUUCCGGAUAUACUUCCGGAUAUACUUCCGGAUAUACUUCCGGAUAUACUUCCGGGACUAUCACCAUCCCGUACUAUGAAUCUCAUUACCUACGACCAGUCCAUAAAUGUCGAAGAUCAAAUAUUCGAGCGUACUAUAAGUAUUCAAGACCAAGUUUCACAGUCACCGAUGCGCUUUGAACUCGACGUUAACAUUGCGGGCCCAGCCUUGGAGUUUGACUUGACCCAAUUUUCUUUUGGGCCAAUGUUUUUAGAGGGUUUGCCUUUUGAACGAUUUGAGCGUGGCUUAUUGUCGAAAAGCCUUCAGCUUAUGCACUCUCCGCCCGACUGCCGAUUACCAUCCGGGGCUGGGAACCGGGCGAUGAUGUUCCUCUUCGAGGCCGCCACUGCUAUGACAAGUACCAAUGGGAAGUCUGUCAACACAAAUGCAGCCAGUGCCAGACUUACCCUACAAACAUUGGACAAGCUUCUCCCAAACGGCCAGCUAUUUGAUAAAAAUAAUCAAGUAACCAGCCUCUCACAGGAAAGGCCGGAGAUUGAAAUGUGUCGGAUACUUCUAUUCUCGGCUGCGAAUGGAUUUAGUGGUAUGGACAACAUACCGCUCAAAGUCGUACCUAAAUUCCUUGAGCAGAAUAGCAACGUUGCCCAGCUAUUACCACGCCUAUUCCAAGACAAGCCAAAUCACGUUACAAAGGCUCUUGCAGAGAAUCUAUUUCGUGCGUGGAUAGAAUCCGGGGAUUAUAGGGCAAUCGGGCUCGUCCUCAAAACAGGCUUAGUGGACGUUAACAAAAUAUGGUGCUUCGUUGAAGGCGAAAAGUAUACGCCCCUUGAGCGACUUGCUCAGCUUCAGCAUCUACGAGCAAUUCGCGAGUUGCUCCAAUUCAAAGCUGAUGUAAACCGAACAUUAUCUGAUUCAAAAAAACGGAAUUUCAUUCCCAAUACACACCACGGAGGGGCCUUAUAUCAUUUGGUAAAUAGACUUAUCCCUAGAACUGGUCGUUGUCAUAGUACUUUCUCCCAAGACUGGCUCGAUACGGUAGAUGCCUUAAUCCGGGAGGGGGCAAAGGUGCACGCACAUCUUGUUGGAAUGGCGUUAGGUCAGUUUGUUCAAAUGGACCUUGCCGAGAAGAUCUUGUAUUCGCUCAAACCGGCGCAGUAUCCGAAAUUCAUAGCUAGAUUUCAUGGGCUAUACUUAAUCGCACAAAAUUUUACGGAUGAAAAGGCCAAAAAAGCAUUCGCCAAGAUAUUUAACGACUGCAAACAAUCUUUAAGCCGUUACUCGACCGAAAUAGAUAAAGCACUCUACAUUGGUGCCGGAAGAGGUCACAUCCAACUUGUGCGGUCCUAUUUCCAAUAUGUCAAAGAUUCAGCUGCAGUACUCGCUGCAGCAAUCGAAGGUGGUAAUGAAGAACUUGUCGCAUUCCUUCUUACUCAAAACCCUAGCGUGCAUUUGAUUAAAUAUCGGCCACCAACAAUGCCAAUAUCAUCGCUAACACCACUAUCUAGCGCAAUAGAAGCAGGGAAUGCUGCUCUAGUGAGAGAACUUGAAAUUAGGGGCGCCUUAGAGCACCUUGACAAAUAUUCAUAUGAGCUUUCGGUCGCGCUUUCUGCUGCUGCUCGUGUGGGAGACUUGGAGUACGUGAAGAAGCUAUUGGUCCUCUAUCCCAAAUUUCACGGCGAUAACAUAAUAGUGGCAUUGGGGUAUGCGAGCAGAAAUGACCGAAAAGACAUUGUGCAAUUCUUACUUGAUAUGGAAGUCGAAAUUUCAGGUAUACACACACCUCAAGCAACCUCGGACCUUUUCAUUGGAGCGUACGGCAAUAAGUCGUUUUUGUCUGACUUAAUUUCUGCCUACCCAGACUUCAAGAUAGGCGCCAUUAAGGAAUGCGAUUUCCUUAGAAAAGAUCUAGAGUCGGGGAAUAUGGACAUGCUUAAUUUCUUUGCUCAGUCUAGAAUUAUCACUAGAAAUUUCUUGACUGAGUGCUUACCAAUCGCAGUUAAGCAACGCAACAGUAUGAUGGUUCAUCGUUUACUCGAGUUAGGGGCGGAUAUAUUCAGCAAAGAAAUCCAACGUGAUUUAUUCACAAACCCGGAUAUGGAUAUGCUACAGUUAUUGCUUCAGCAUGCUUCAUCGAUGGAGACUUGCGUCCCACUGUUUGGAACGCGGGCUCUCAUGGAUGUCAUUCAAGCAAACGUCAAUGGUACUGAGGUUCUAAACUUAUUUAUUAACUGCAGAGCCGUUGACUUUAAGUCUAUGUCGAAUAUGGGGCCCGAGCCAGUCCAAUGGUCCCCUCUCGGGUUAGCCAUUGCGAAAGAAGCAGAAAGUUGUCUACCAGGCUUUCCGAUGACCAGACGGCUCCUUGAUGCAGGAUGCGAUAUAAACGGGGCCGUAUGCCUUGAAUACGACGAGGGCUAUUUUCGUAUACUUAAAACGCCACUCUUGGAGGCAAUCGAGUCGAAGAACCAACUUUUAGUCCAAUUCCUUAUAGAUCGCGGCGCCCAAGUCAACAAAAAAGCCACUUUGGGAAUUAGAAGAACCCCUAUUCAAGCCGCUGUAGAGCAAGGCAGUCUUGAUAUGGUAAAAUUACUUCUUCAAAAUGGUGCACAGAUCAACAACGAACCAGCAACUCUCAAUGGUAGGACGGCGCUCCAAUGCGCAGCUAUAAGCGGUAAUUGCAACAUCGCCGCCCUAUUGCUAGAUUACGGCGCGGACAUAUUUGCUUCUCCGUCUCUAUAUUAUGGACAGUGGCCUAUCGAAGCGGCAGCCGAGUAUGGUCGACUUGACAUGAUCGAAUUCCUCUGGAAUGCGAGCGGCGGGGUUGGGUUCCCGGCGGAGCAAUGUCGUAAGGCAAUACAGCUUGCAGAAGAGAAUACUCACGACGCAUGCGCCGACUUGAUACGGGAACUGGCCGUUUCGAACGGAAUCAUACUUACGCUUGAAGGAUCUGAAUAG